This is a messenger RNA of Polyodon spathula (Mississippi paddlefish), 4475 nucleotides long. Its product is annotated as synaptotagmin-14-like. The coding region runs from base 99 to 1640 and encodes 513 amino acids. The record is from RefSeq and is a predicted model, not a curated record. The transcript is spliced from 7 exons. Lineage: Eukaryota; Metazoa; Chordata; Actinopteri; Acipenseriformes; Polyodontidae.
GAGAGCGCAACUGUGGAGUACAUGAGCUCAUCUGUAUUAGAAAAGUAUCUCCAGAGGCGCUAGGAUUCCUGUCAGCCGUUGGAGUCUUCGUUAUCCUCAUGCUCAUCCUUUUUUUAUACGUCAACAAGAAACUGUGCUUUGAGAACGUCGGGGACCUGUCAUGCAUGGACAAGUACAGAACAGGCAAGGAUUUGAAAGAUAAAAACUGCCAGGAUGGGGACCCGCGAGGCUCCUCUUCGGAGAGCGAGGAUGAUGUGGUUGGAAAGGGCCAGGAGGCGGUGUCCCGGUCCCAGGGAGAAAACGCCACAGACAGCCAGCACCAGAAGGGUUACGUGUGGGAGACCAGGCACAAAUACAGCCCUCUGUCUGCAGAGUAUGAGGGCUACAGCAGUGAGGCCUCAGCCGAGGAUGCGAACUGUAUUCAGAGAAUAAGGCGCACGCCCCCUCUGGACGAGCUUCAACCACCCCCCUACCAGGACGACGAUGGCUCCCCACACCUGUCCUGCACCCCCUCUGACCUUGGGGAUGGCAAGUGCAAUCUGUCCCCCUGCAGCGACAGCCCCCAGCACUCCUACAACAAGUGUCUCAGCAAGGGCAGCGCCGGCCACGAGACAGAGAGCUACCUCAACAAGGGCUACGAGGAAGACGUCCCCAGCGACAGUACCGCCGUCCUCAGCCCUGAGGAUAUGUCUGCACUUGGCUCUGCUGCUCAACUCCCAAAAGCCUAUGAACUGGAGCCAGUGGCUAAGUGCGGCAUUCUGGAUGUGGUGUUCGAUUACGACUCGGGGGAGCAAAGGCUCAUGGUAACGGUGACAGCAGUGACCGACAUCCCUGUACUCAACCGGAUAGGCAACACCUCCUGGCAGGUGCACCUGGUACUGCUGCCCACCAAAAAGCAGCGAGCGAAGACAGGCAUUCAACGAGGACCCUGCCCCGUUUUCACCGAGACCUUCAAGUUCAACCGCAUCGAGUCCGAGAUGAUUGGCAACUACUCUGUGCGCUUCCGGCUGUACAGCAUCCGCCGCAUGAAGAAGGAGAAGGUGCUGGGAGAGAAGAUCUUCUACCUCACCAAGCUCAACCUGCAGGGGAAGAUGUCGGUCCCUGUCACCCUGGAGCCUUGCUGUAAUCUCACUCAGGGCUGUGACUCUCAGAUAAGCACCUCGGAGAUGUCCUGCAGCGAGACCACCUCGUCCUGCCAGUCUCUGGCGCACGGCUCCACCCCAGAGAUCCUUGUAGGCCUCGUCUACAAUGCCACCACUGGCAGGCUCUCUGUAGAAGUCAUUAAAGGCAGCCACUUCAAAAACCUGGCAGCCAAUAGACCACCCAAUACUUAUGUUAAGCUUACCUUGUUGAACUCUAUGGGACAAGAAAUGUCCAAGUGUAAGACAUCCGUCCAGCGUGGCCAGCCCAACCCCAUCUUCAAGGAGACUUUCAUUUUCCAAGUGGCGCUAUUCCAGCUGUCCGAUGUGACUCUCGUUCUCUCUGUCUACAACAAGCGGAGCAUGAAGCGCAAGGAGAUGAUCGGCUGGAUCUCCAUGGGUUUCAACAGCUCGGGGGAAGAGGAGCUUAACCAUUGGACUGAAAUGAAGGAAUCAAAAGGACAGCAAGUGUGUCUGUGGCACACACUGCUAGAAUCCUAGGGAGAGGGGAUAGCUUCUCUGGGUGUGGGAUGUCGGGAGUGGGGGGGCGUGGCUUUACCGGCUUGGGUGAAAAAGCAGAUACAAAGGAAAAAAACAAACAAGAACAUGUGUGUCUUUAUCAAACAUGCUGACACCUUGAGAAGUAAACAAGCUGGGGGACCGACACACCCUCAAUUCCUUAAGGGAUCCAAGGUAUUUCCUUGUGUAUAAGUAGAGCUCUCUCCAUAUGCUGUGGUUGCAAAAUGAUGUGUUUUUCUGGCAAGGCAGCCCUUUGACCAUGCAAGCUAGCAGACAUGGCAUCCAUGAUCCUCAUGCUGGAGUGUAGAAAUGUUUGUACAGAGUAGGAGGUUUUGACAGGGUGGCGAUACAUGUUGUCUUGUCCCCACAUGGGUUGUGAACUAGGCCAGGUUACUAAGGUUUAGUUCCCUUUUUAAAUGAAUUUAUUUUUUAAUGUCAGCAGUAAGAGUUCAGCUCUAGCUCCCUCCAACAGCACAGCACACUGAAUGUUGAGCUGUUCUGUAGGUAGAUUAUAUUCUUCCCACUAAGAAGGAUUCUAGCAUAUCAUGACCUGGCCAAGAGAACAGGCUUGCUACACACUGAGCAACAAUCCCCAAACUUUAAAUACAUCUCUUACACCUUUUUAAUGAUAAAGUUGUUAUUUUUUCAGUUAGGACCACUCCCUGGCCUACUGUCUUAUGUCCCAAGUUAAACCCCAACUGCUAUAGAUCCUAGAAAGGAAGGACAAGCUGCUAGAUUUUGCAUCUUUGUCAAUGUGAUGGUGCUGUUUUCCAAUUUAACUCUUUCCUGUUGCUGAUGCUUCCUCCUUGCCCACACAAGAUGUUAGUUCAAUAGGAAUAUUUUUUUUUUCAUUAAAUCAAGGAAAAGGGUAUAUAUUCUUGAGCUGCUACUUAUAACAGUAAGACUUAAUCCAAUUGUUCUGUUACAUUAUUAACAGUUUUAAUCCUUAGGAGGCCACGUUGUAGGUGCUGAUGUUCAAUCUCUGCAUGUGGCUUGAAACUCAAAUUAGUCUUGGGUUUCAAAACUCCCUUUAAUCAAGUACAUUACUUAAAACAUCAGGAGCCAGAAGUUUAACUUGAAAUACAUUGUUCCUCCCAUAUAGCUGCAUUAACAGCACAUAUUGGUACACCUACAGACUCAGGUGUGACUCAUCCAUGAUGUGAUAUGUUUGAUUGCACCUGGUCAUUUGCAUAAUAUACCUAAACAAGGAACAUUCUGAAACCCAAGACUGGGGCAAGGGCAAUGCAAGUUUCAGGCCCAUGUCACACCCUCAACUUUAUCAUGUGUUUCAAGCAUCCCUCAGCACUCUGAGCAGUAUACUUAAAGGAUUUUAACACAGCUGUCGUGUUACCAGUUCAGUCAGUGGUUCUGGCCUUUAUUAGAACUGGACCGAGAGCUUGCUCUGAUCUCGUCUCUCAUGUCUCCUAACUACGAGCUUAGCCUUGACUAUGGGAUAACCAUCCAAGGGUUUAGAGAUUUGCAAUGAAAUGUACUUGCACCCAAGUGCUCAUUCAGAGUGAUCAGGUACUGUAGCUCAGAGGCAAUAAACAUCAGCCUUCAGUGAUUUUUUGACCUUUGAUGGUCUGUUACUGGCAGAGGGAGUCGGUAGUGGUAAACACUUCGUUUCCAGAUGUUAUUGGUGGACCAGGAGACAACCCUAACACAGAGGUACAACUUGCAAUUGCUCCUGCUAUACUACUAUAUUUACUUCUUGAGGUUGUCUGACUGCAGUAGAUUAUUUACACUCUACACCAGUGGUCUUUCAGUAACAUUCAGAAAGGUUAGGUAGUUUAUUGUCUGCUAAUAGUACUUUGAUGGUUUGUGUUAUUUGGUACUUUUUUAAAGCCACUAUAAGAGACUGUUGUCAUAAAUGACAUUUGACAGUCCGAUCAGAGCAGCUUGUUAAGCAUUGGCAGUGCUCUUUAGACAAAUAGGUUUUGUAAUAGGUGUGUUUACAACCCAUACUUAAUUAGAAUGGUUUAGUUGUCUUCAAGCACAAAGGCUUCAGAUUAUACCUGCUUAUAUCCUGAGUACCACAAUGCAGCACUGAAGCUUAACAGAGGCAGAGUUGGAGUAUAUAUGUUAAUUCACUUCUUAUGUACUUGUGAGUGAUAAUUGUAAGCACAUGGUUACUAAGCAAUCGUUUAGUUGUUCUUUUUGGUAAGCCUUUUUAUAUGCAUUUCUUAUAAAGUAACAUGAAACAAACAGUAGAAUGCCAGGUCUUCUUUAUUUUACACUUUCCUGAACUUUUCAGUCCUUUCAAUCUUGAAUAAUUUUUCUCAGGUCUUAUAAUACAAAGCUACAAUCUCACACAGCAGUUCCCUUAGGCUCACUUUCUCCAGUGGUCGCAGAGCUUUCAGAAGACAUCUUCCAAAGCUCUAUGUCUUCAGCGUCUUUUCACCUAAUGAUACAAGUCCUCGAAUUGAAUGACUGAGUUGAGUAAAGAUGAUAGUGACAUGGGUGUGGAAGUGACGUCACUAAAGACCAAACCCACUGUUCCAAGAUUUGGCAGGUUAGUACCUGUGAAGUUCAAAAAUCCUGAAUGAUCUUGCUCGAGGUAUAUCAUUCACUGCAACUGCUUUGAUAACUCCAAGACCAUUGGGGUAAGUAUAUGAGAGACAUCUCCAUUACAGUUACCAACAAUUAUUCAAGCAGUAACUCCAGUAUAUCCAUAGUUUUUGUAUGAAUAGUAAAAAGUAUAAUUGUGCAAAAGGAUAAAUGUUCACCUUUCAAGCUAGAGCCUCCUUCUCCUAACUUGUCCACUGACUGUUGGAAAACCCUUGCUUACCACAUAACUCUUAUAUUUAAGGGAAUACC